Homarus americanus (American lobster) is the source of this 6175-nucleotide messenger RNA. RefSeq names its product tripartite motif-containing protein 2-like. The record is from RefSeq and is a predicted model, not a curated record. The coding region runs from base 160 to 2262 and encodes 700 amino acids. The transcript has 9 exons. NCBI's taxonomy places the organism in Eukaryota, Metazoa, Arthropoda, Malacostraca, Decapoda, Nephropidae. Gene Ontology annotation, biological process: proteasome-mediated ubiquitin-dependent protein catabolic process; negative regulation of translation; protein polyubiquitination. Gene Ontology annotation, molecular function: translation repressor activity; protein binding; zinc ion binding.
CAGAGGCAUCGGGCCAGCUGAUCGUACAAGUCGCUUAUGGGAUUUACGAAGCUUUUGGCGGGAUAUAACGCUUCCUUUCUCUUCUUAGAGUUAAAGCUGAGUGGGAGGUGGAGCUGCAGCCAAGACUCGUGUCCUUGCGACAUGAGUGAAUAAGGAGUAAUGUGGUGCUGUCGGCCCGCGUUCCAGUUACACCGAGGCGUGGGUCGGGAAGAAGUGAUGUCUUCUACACUGGUUGAAACAGUGUCUAUUAACUAUGAGGACUUCAACGAAUCUUUCCUCACGUGCGGCACAUGUCUUUGUUCCUUUGAUGGUGGUGAACACACCCCUAAGUUACUGCACUGCUCACACACCGUCUGUCUUCACUGCCUCACCCGCAUCGUUGCCUCCCACGCACGCGAUGAUGGCACUUUCCGCUGUCCCAUAUGCCGGGAGUCCAUACGGAUUCCUUCAGGAGGGGUGGCCGCCCUGCCCCCCUCCUUCUUGGUCAAUCAACUAUUAGACCUGAUGUCAAGGCAGCGACGAGAAGUUGUACCCAAAUGUUCCACCCACCCAAAUCAGGAGUUGUUGUUUUGUGAGUCGUGUGACCUGGUGUUCUGUACACAGUGUAGCAAUGGCUCUCACCAGGGCAGUGCUGCCAGCUAUCAGCACACGGUCAUUCCACUCUCCAUCGCCAUCAAAAGAAUGUCAGAAAUCCUAUGUUAUAAGGCCAAUGAGUGUUACUCAAAGUUAAAUGAGGCAAGUGAUGCAGUGACAUCAGAAAUGCACCAGCUGGACCAUGCAGUAGAUGCAACCUUUGAGGAUGUCAACAGAGCGUUCCAGGCCAUCAUUGACACUAUUGAGCAGCGUCGAGAAACUGUCAUCAGCAACGUUAAGAAAAUGCGAGAUGAGAAAAAGAAAGUUUUACAAGACCAGCUGGACAUCAUUGAGGGAGAGAGACGAAAGGUCCAACAAGAGUGUGAGGGACUCCAGUACCAAGUAGAAGUUCGCAAUAUUACCAAGAAGAUCGCUCACCUUAAUACCAAGAUUGAUUCUUUAUCCACAUUGGUUGAGCCAAGAGAAAAUGCUUUCUUGAAGUUUGAGAGUCAUCACAAUGAAGCAUUCGAUCAAAUUCAGGCAACUAUUGAAGACUAUGGGCGAGUGGUUACCAGUAAAACUUUCCCAAGUCUGUGCUUCAUGAAGGCCAAGAAAGCCAUGACUCAUUUACGAAGUGAGGUUGUAGUUCACACCGUUGACUAUGAUGGGGAGAGUCAGAGUACAGGUGGUGAUCCUGUAGUGUCAGAAGUCAAGUCAGAAGGUGGGGAUGUAAUUGAGAGCCAAGUUGAAGAUAAUGAGGAUGGGACAUAUUCUAUUUUCUUUACCCCAGAGCAAGGUGGAACACACAGUGUUACUGUGAAAAUCUUUGGUAGAUCUAUCAAAGAAAGCCCACUGCUUGUUGAAGUGAUUGAUGAACAUAAUCCAGAUAUUGUGUAUGGGUCACGGGGUUCAGGAAAGGACCAGUUCUUACAACCUGUGGGUAUUUGUAUAGAUGAUAACGAGUUCAUGUAUGUGGCGGAUACAGGAAAUUCUCGGAUUAAGGUGUUGAGCCCACAGCUGAAGGAAGUGCAACAUAUAGUGGGCGAUGCGUUAGAGGGUAGAAGUGUCACGGGCAUAACACGAACUCCAACCAGUUCUCUCGUAUUUGUUAACUGGCGGAAGAAAACAAUAACGGAAGUGACCUCCUCCGGUCAUCUUCUCUAUCAGUUUUCUCAUGAACAGUUAAUUGAACCAACAACUCUUGCAGUCAAUAGUGAUGGUGAAAUUCUUGUGGCAGACAAUGCAGUGAAUUCUAUAUUUGUUUUUCUUCCUGGUGGGAAGUUGGUGAGAAAAUGGGGAGUGAAAGGAAACAAACCAGGCCAACUGGGGUCAGUUGCUGCCUUGUGCACAGGUCCUGAUAAUGAAGUGGUAGUUGCUGAUUCAAGAAUACAAGUGUUUUCCCCAGAAGGACAGUACACACGCACUAUCUUCGAAACCAGAGGUAAAGGACUCAAAGGAACAUACGGAGGUCUGUUUCUGGAUCCAAAGGGAUUGUUACUCGCUACAAGACAAGAGCGCAACAAUUCCUGUAUUCAAGUGUUCGAUUAUUCACUUGGAACGCUCAUCUUUACUAUAGACUCCCGUGAAGCGAAGUUGAAGCGACCCUCGGGCCUCGCCACAACACGAGAUGGACAUGUCAUCAUCGUUGACCUCGGUAAUGACUGUGUCAAGAAAUUCAGGUACAUGUAAUUAUGAAGGUUUGAAGAUUGUUGUUGAGUAGUUAUGAUGGAAACCUACAAAUAGUUGAGGCAAGUGUUUGACCUUGUUGUUCUUAAUGAAGUCAACAGUUAUGCAUCUGCUUGUAUAGGAAUCUUUAAUCUCUCCUAACACAAUUUUAAUACCUCAGUGUGAAUUAUUUAGAUGUAUCAAAUCUUGCCAGUGUUAUUGCAAGACAGGUUUUACUGCUUGGUCUGGUGAUUUCCCAACUUUACUACGAUCAUAAGGAAUUUAUUCCUCAAGUGAUUCAAGAGAGGAGAGCUGGAAAAAAUUGGCCGUAGUUAUAAUGUAUCACAGAGUAGUUAAAGUGAUGUUGUUAUUCAUUGCAGUCUAUAGAUACUCUCUUGGGGUAGAAUUUGUUUAGUGACAUAACUGUUGAAUAGGUUUUCAUGCCAAUAGUAAAACACAAUUUUGUAACUGUUAAUAGGCUGUUCCUGCACAGCAAUUAUUGAUACUGUAUUGACAUUAGAACUUGAUGUCUGUAAUGUUGAUUGCCCAAAGAGGAUUAAUAUGAAUUCCACUGAAACUACCCCAUAGAUACUGUUUUUCUAGACUUAGCAUCCAGAGGACAGCCUUGUACCAUCUUAAAAGUACUUUACUUUUUGGAAGAUUUCAUUGUAAAAUCUUAGUUAUGGGAAAUACAGAAAUUUAAAAAGAAAAUAAGAUAUACAAUUUUUGGUACUGAACACUUGAUGAAAUAGAGUUGAUAUAGGUAAUGCUACUUAGAGUAAUAAUAGAGGGCAAAAUGAGAAUAUAUGAACAGUAACAUCGAAGAUUAAGAACAUAGGCCUGGGGAUCUGUUGUUACUGAUGAAGAACAGAGUAGGUAGUGUGUGAGCUGUGGUGAUGGUGGAGACUGUCCUGGUAGAUAUAAACCCAGGAACUGGAUAGGUACUGUCAAUGGGUGAUAAAGGACAGUAUUCAUACGAGAGGCAGUUAGAUACUGCCAUCUGUGGCUCGGUAAAAUUCAGUGUCAGAUGAACACUGAAAAAAGUACUGUAUAGCAAAAUAAUUUUAUGAAUAGUGUCAUAAUUAGGGAAGUGUUUUUUCAGUAAAAACUGAAUAGAAUUAUCAAAAUUACUUGAAAUGGCAUUGCAGACUUCAUGCAUUGCUUAAUGUAAUUGAUGAUGAUUUGAAUGAAAAACAAAUUUCAGUGAAUACAGGUAUAGUAGUUUUAACUUAAAAAUUUCAAACUUGGAAGAAGUGUUUUGGCCCACAAAAAUGUUUUCACUGUAUGGGCAUUUGGGUUAAAACUGCAUUUUUUAUUAAUGUAUACAGAAGAAUCUUUGUGGAAUUGUUGAGAGCUUGGUUUGCCGUAUAUUAAGUAACAAAUCUCAUUUCAAGUAGUACAGGUAUAUUCCCCACAAAAUUAAAAGAGAUAAAACAAUAUUGACACAAGUUGGGUUUGUGAUUAUUAAUACCAUUAAGGUACUGUACUUAAUUGCAAUCCAUUACAAAAUGUGUACUUAAGAAGACUGAAUAACAAAGUACUUAAACAGUAGUGUAGUAUCACAGCAGGGUUUUACAGUGUUAUCACAUGGACCAGAACUUAUGGUGAGCUGAUCAUUCUGACGUCCUGUGUGGUGCGGGCAUAUACAGACUUUCCACUUUUGUCAACAGUGUGAAGAAUAGUAACUUAGCCCUAAAAGGGUUUCCAGAAUCAAAAUUUUACGGGCAAAGUUGUAAAAUGAAGUACCCGGUAUUGUACAGUACUGUACUUAAGGAGCGGUUGUGUAUUUAUGUAUAAUAUAUUAAUCAAAGUUAUUUGAAGGAAACUAAUAUAUUGAUUUUUUAUUGCAAGAAGAAAUACAACUACUGUAUACAUCAGUUACAGUUUUCUACCAUAAUUUAAUUCACUGAAGUUAUUAGUUUUCAGCAAUGUGAUGUACAGAACCUAAAGUCAUGUUAAUACUUUUUACACAAAACAGAUAUUAUACAUAUAGGCAGGAGUCUUUUGAGGGUCUUACUGUGUUUGUUUCACAUGGGUGUUGGGGAUCAAGUGUCUUCUUCAGUUUAUCAACAAAGAACUAACUUUUAAACCCAAAAUAAACCACCUAAUAUGGCUGUGUUUACCAGAUUGUCCAACAAAUUUUCUAGAGAUGAGGUGUCUUAGUUUCUCAUAUAUAUACUGUAUACUGUACAUGCAGGCAGACAUGUAUAAAUUAGUAGGUAUGUACAUAUGUAUAAUGUACACAUGCAUACAACCCCAAAAGCUUUCCAUCUGUUGCCAGGGAUAAUAAGUUUAGUUACUGACAAACACAAGAGCUGAAUCAUGUUGAUGGUUCUCUUGUUCUCAAUUCAGUUGUUGUUGUGAUUGCUGCUGAUAUACACACGCUCCAAAAAGUACCUUUAUGAAUUUGUGAGAGACAAUAUGACACAACUGAUGAAGGAUUUUGACAACCCUACUGAGACAACCGGAGUCACAGUGUUCAUUUUGAAAUUCAUCAGACCCCUCCGUAAAGAUGUUUUUGGAGUGUGUACCAACAUCUAAUAUGAGUCUGUGCUAGUAAUCCUGUUAAGGCUGAAAAAUUACAAUUGAAGAUUUGAUAUAUUGUUCUUGUGUGAUGAAUAAUGUUCCUCUGUAUUGAUUUAUUAUAAAUUGUAAAGCAAUAAUGGUGAAAGAAAAAGAAAUUUGAAAGAAUAUCAUAAUCUAUUGAUUUUGUAUCUAGUGAGGGUUCAUGAAUUUUUUAAUUUAAAGGUAAAUAUAACUUCGAAAUUGUCAUUAAUAAGUGUAUUGGACAUCCAGUAUAUAUGUAACUUUUUGCAUUUAAGUCAAGGUGUAUAAUAGAGGCUAUAUACUGUAUUUGUCAAAACUUUGGGGGUUUUGGCUUUGAUGUUAAUUUUCAAAAGUUGAGUAAGUAUUGCGUUACUGUUUUGCCAGUUGACUGUUUUCUUUAUUGAACUGUGGAUGUGUGUCAGACCCUCAAAAAUGAAAAAGAAUAAUGGAAUUCCAUAUACUUUAUGCACUUUUUUUCAGGUAUAGGAUGCACAUAUGUUAGAUUUUCAUAACAAAAUGUGUACAUUUUGUAUAUUAAUACUUUUCCCCUUUGUCAUGGGGUAGAAUGACACACAGGCAUACACACACACACACACACACAUUCCAUCCUUUGGGCUUUACAAAUUAUCCAUAUUAACUGUAAUCAAUAAUAAUGUAUAUCAUUAUUUUAGUUCACUCAUGAGGAAUCACAAAUAGACUAAAUGAUUCAAACCUCAGUAAUCCCUAUUGUGUGGUCAGAUUAGUAACCCUUCAAAGAGCUCCCUUGAAGUCAAACAUCUCUUCAUUGAGAAAAAGGUUGUUUAAUAUUUGAACAACAAUAUUCAUCCACUGAUAUAGUAUAACAUAGACUGUGUACAAAUAUAAAGAUCUCCUCAAGCAUACAUCCCCUCCAUCCCUCAACAGAGAGAAUAUAGGCACAUAUUUUAGUACUUAAAUGACAAUAUGUUGAUUCCAACUUUCCAUUUUGUCCUUUGUGGAUAAUAUGACAUUCGUUACAAACAAUUUAACAGAUAAUUAGAAGACAUACUGGCAGGUCAUGCUAAAUCAACUGAUACAGAAAAGUCACUUUUAUGCAGUACUGUACUGGGAUAUUAUCUGUACCCUGCCGAGGUGUCAAGGGUUAAAGGUAUGUUUGACAAGUAAUCCUCUAAAUCCAUCGACGGUUCUAAACCUGGCUUAUCUUGACAGACACUUGUAGGAGGUUAGAUUUUCUUGUAAAUUGUGUAUGUUUUACAUGUUGAUCCUAUGACAUGUAACUUUCACUGCCACCAGGAGUGUAGUUCACACCACCUCCUCCACUGGGUGAUAUUUCAUUAUCAACCAGUACGAUAAACAUAACGUAGCUGAGUAAUGUUGCUAAUGAACCAGAGGACUGAGGAAGAACAGGAGG